Messenger RNA from Trichoplax adhaerens, 1245 nucleotides. RefSeq lists its product as uncharacterized. NCBI's taxonomy places the organism in Eukaryota, Metazoa, Placozoa, Uniplacotomia, Trichoplacea, Trichoplacidae. Gene Ontology annotation, molecular function: actin filament binding. Gene Ontology annotation, cellular component: Arp2/3 protein complex; actin cortical patch. The coding region runs from base 1 to 1245 and encodes 414 amino acids. Gene Ontology annotation, biological process: Arp2/3 complex-mediated actin nucleation. The transcript has 16 exons. The record is from RefSeq and is a predicted model, not a curated record.
AUGGCUACGCGGUUACCUGCAGCAGUAAUUGAUAACGGCACAGGGUAUACUAAGCUAGGUUACGCUGGCAAUCCUGAACCACAAUAUAUCUUUCCUAGUUGUAUUGCAGUUAAAGAAUCUGCUGGCGUUCGAUCUAAUAUUGCUAGAGGAAUCGAUGAUCUCGAUUUCUAUAUUGGAGAUGACUGUUUCGAACAACCUGCAUACGCCGCUAAGUAUCCUAUUCGCCACGGUGUCGUAGAAGAUUGGAAUCUAAUGGAACGAUUUUGGGAGCAGUGCAUUUUCAAAUAUUUACGAGCGGAGCCGGAAGAUCAUUACUUUUUAUUGACGGAACCUCCUCUCAAUACACCAGAAAAUAGAGAAUAUACUGCAGAAAUCAUGUUCGAAUCAUUCAAUGUCCCCGGCUUAUACAUUGCUGUUCAGGCUGUACUUGCUCUAGCAGCAUCAUGGACGUCACGAGAGGUAUCACAAAGAACUCUGACUGGCACAGUAAUAGAUUCUGGAGAUGGUGUAACACAUGUCAUACCUGUGGCGGACGGAUAUGUUAUUGGAAGUUGCAUCAAGCAUAUACCGAUUGCUGGUAGAGAUAUUACACAUUUUAUACAACAAAUCUUAAGAGAACGAGAAGUCGGAAUACCCCCAGAACAGUCUUUAGAAACUGCUAAACAAAUCAAGGAACGUUACAGCUAUAUAUGUCCAGACAUUGCUAAAGAGUUUGCAAAAUAUGAAAAAGAACCGGCAAAGUGGAUUAAGAAAUAUGAGGGUAUCAACAAUAUAAGUAAACGACCUUUUAACGUUGACGUCGGAUACGAGCGCUUUCUUGGUCCAGAGAUCUAUUUUCAUCCGGAGUUUUGCAAUGAAGAUUUUCAAACGCCAAUAUCAGAAGUUGUAGAUACAGUAAUUCAAAAUUGUCCCAUUGAUGUUCGUAGACCUUUAUACAAGAAUAUUGUACUAUCUGGUGGGUCGACUAUGUUUAAGGAUUUUGGUAAGCGUUUACAGCGCGAUGUUAAAAGAACGGUAGAUAGCCGCUUAAGAAUUAGUGAACAGUUGAGUGGAGGCAAAUUAAAGCCUACAUCAAUUGAUGUUCAAGUAGUAUCACAUUCUAUGCAACGUUAUGCCGUUUGGUUUGGUGGUAGUCUCUUAGCCGCUACGCCUGAAUUUUACAGCGUUUGUCAUACUAAAGCUGAUUAUAUGGAGAAUGGGCCCAGUAUCUGCAGACACAAUCCAGUUUUUGGUGUUAUGUCAUAA